This is a messenger RNA of Tachysurus vachellii, 1814 nucleotides long. Its product is annotated as kelch-like protein 10. Gene Ontology annotation, molecular function: protein binding. NCBI's taxonomy places the organism in Eukaryota, Metazoa, Chordata, Actinopteri, Siluriformes, Bagridae. Bases 1 to 1725 code for a protein of 574 amino acids. The transcript is spliced from 7 exons. The record is from RefSeq and is a predicted model, not a curated record.
AUGGAGAGCGAGAUAAGCGAAGACAGGAAGCUGUGCAGUUUAUUGAACGAGAUGCGAUUGGACGGGUCGCUGUGUGACGCGGUGCUCAGAGUGGACGAAGUGGACUUCAAGGUCCACAAGAACCUCCUCUCGGCGUACAGCCAGCAUUUCAGAGCUCUAUUCACAAGAUGGAGUAAUCUGGAUCAGAGAGUGUACAAUAUCACUGGUGUAUCUCCAGAAAUCAUGGAUCUUAUAAUCCGAUACAUGUACACACAGGACAUUCAAAUCACCACCGAUAAUGUGGAGACUCUCUUGGCCGCAGCCAGUUACCUGCUCAUCCCAGACCUUGUACUGAGCUGCUGUGAAUUCCUACAGGAUCAUCUCAGCCCGGAUAACUGCUUAAGGAUUUGGCAGUAUGCAGAUGCUAACUCAUACAACGAGCUGCGAGAUCAGGCCUACAUGUACACGUUGCAUCACUUCGAAAAUGUCGUUUUUUCACCGUCCGGACAUUUUCUGGAGCUGACCGUGGAGCAGCUCAGUGACAUCCUGGAGCAGGAUGAACUAAACAUCAGGGAGGAGAAAACAGCCUUCCAGGCUGUAUUCCUGUGGAUCAGGCAUGAGCCCAGCAUCAGAAAGCAGCACAUAGUGAACCUGCUGCCGAAGGUGCGGCUGGCUCUGGUGACUAUGGAAUACUUCCUGGAAUAUAUAAAGAAAAACCAGUUGGUCCGCAGCAUGUGUGAGUGUCAACCCAUCAUAGCCCGUGCCAUGAAGGCCAUGUACUACUCCAAAGUGGCUGAGCCCAUUACCAGACUCUCGGAUCCAUUUACCCGUCCAAGGCUCCCAUAUUCCAUCUUGUUUGCCAUCGGCGGAUUCAGUGGCCCAACUACUACGAACGUUGUGGAAGCAUAUGACUCGAGGCUGGACAACUGGAUUUGCAUCUCCAGUAGAGAAGAGCGAGCUCGAGCGUAUCAUGGCACAGUGUUCCUGUAUGGUUUGGUGUAUGUUAUUGGUGGUUUCAACAGCAUGGAGUACUACAACACCAUGUGCAUAUUUGAUCCCCUGGAUGGGACGUGGAACGAGGCAGCGCCCAUGCAUUCGCACCGCUGCUAUGUUAGUGUGGCUGUACUGGACGGAUUCAUCUAUGCCAUGGGAGGCUUCAACGGGACUGUGAGGCUUAACACAGCUGAGCGUUAUAAUCCAAGCACCAAUCAGUGGAGUCUCAUCCCAUCCAUGCAUGAGAAGCGAAGUGAUGCCAGCGCUGCCACUUUAAAUGGCAAGAUCUACAUCUGUGGAGGCUUCAAUGGAAAUGAGUGUCAUUUCACGGCUGAGUGUUUUGACCCUCAUCAUGAUCAGUGGACACUGAUCGUGCGGAUGCACAUGCGCAGGAGUGGCGUAGGCGUCAUUGCGCUGAACAACCAAUUGUUUGCUAUCGGUGGUUUUGAUGGAGACAGUCGUACGCAGAGCAUCGAGGCCUUUAACCUUCAUACCAACUCCUGGAAGAUUCUAUCCCCCAUGUUUAACCCACGCAGCAACUUUGGCAUCGAGGUGAUGGAUGGUUGCGUGUACGUGAUUGGUGGCUACAACGGUGAAGGCACAACCUCCAGAUGCGAAUACUACGAUGUGUAUAAAGACGAGUGGUUCGACAUCCAGGACAUGAACAUUUCCCGCAGCGCAGUCAGCUGCUGUGUGGUUUCUGGGCUUCCCAACGUCACUGACUACACCACAGAACGUGAUGGUUUUCUCUAGAUGCACAGCUUUUAUUAUUCACCUCUUCCACCUUAGGACUAUUUUUAAGCCUCUUUUUUGAAAACGACAUGCUCAAUUAUGAAUGAGUA